Mya arenaria is the source of this 412-nucleotide messenger RNA. RefSeq lists its product as uncharacterized. Lineage: Eukaryota; Metazoa; Mollusca; Bivalvia; Myida; Myidae. The record is from RefSeq and is a predicted model, not a curated record. The transcript is spliced from 5 exons. The coding region runs from base 10 to 378 and encodes 122 amino acids.
GUUUUCAAAAUGGCUGAACAGCACUGCGAUCAAGUAUCAAAGAAAGUAUUUUUAGGAAUAACUUCUUCUUUGCAUGCAAGUGAGUGUGUAUUUUCAACUGCGGGGUUUGGCGUGUUUGCCAUGGAAGAGCAUAUCAAAGGGAGUUUUCUGCUGGAGUAUGUGGUGAAGAGGUUGACUGAAGAGAAAGUACAGAGGCGUGAGAUCAAACAUGCAGAGAUCAAGACAUUCUAUUAUUCCAACAAUAGACAAAAACUGUGUCUGAAGAACCCACCCUUGGAGAGGUUGUGCUGUGCCUCAGAUGCCAGAUUUGACAGAGAUGGCGUCUGUACAGAAACCACCCUUGUUGAGGUUAGGCUGUGCACCAGAUGCCAGAUUUGACAGAAAUGGAGUCUGUACAGUCUGAAGAAACCAC